CGUGGACAUAUAGGAUGCGGAACAGUUUAUUCCAACACUGCGUUUGACACGAGUAAAUAUCCAUAACGCGCCUUCACUCACGUUGAGGGUCAAAACGAUAUGAAAAUGAUUUUAUAGUGUUAUCAAAAUGUCAAGUUUCUCUCGAUCAGCCCAGCAAUGGGCCACCUUUGCUCGCUCGUGGUUCCUGAUCGACGCCAGAAUGCAGCCUCCUGGGAAAAUAGCCACCAUGUGUGCUGUCAGGCUACAAGGGAAGCACAAACCAAUUUACCAUGCACUCAGUGACUGUGGUGACCAUGUCGUGGUAAUAAACAGUAAACACAUUGCCUUCUCUGGGAACAAAUGGGAGCAGAAGGUCUACUCAUCACACACUGGCUAUCCCGGGAGCUUCAAACAAGUUACUGCUGCUCAGCUUCAUCAAAAAGACCCCAAAGCUAUUGUGAAGUUAGCCGUAAACGGCAUGCUGCCCAAGAAUCUGCACAGGCGUACCAUGAUGCAGCGCUUGCACAUCUUUCCUGAAGACGAGCUCCCUGACGACAUCCGAGCCAACCUGACAGAGGAACUGCCUCAGCCCAGAGAAAUUCCCAAGAAGCUAAGCGAAUACACAAAGGAGGAAAUCGAUGCCUUCCCCAGACUCUGGACACCACCUGAAGACUUCAAGAUGGAGUGAGGAGACAAAGGAGGCUGCAAGAAUGCCACAACGCUACAUGAGUGUCGUGUUUGCAGAAUUACGACUAAUUCACUUGCGGUUGUGUUUAGGCGCUGCAAUUCUCUUGUUGACUUUUGACUCCCACGCAUUCUUGACUUCUCACCAAAUAAAGACUAAUUAAGGAUGAGUAGAAACUGUUAA
Molecule: messenger RNA, 847 nt
Organism: Hippocampus zosterae (dwarf seahorse)
Lineage: Eukaryota; Metazoa; Chordata; Actinopteri; Syngnathiformes; Syngnathidae
Gene: mrpl13
Product: mitochondrial ribosomal protein L13
Exons: 7
Coding region: 128-667 (179 amino acids)
Biological process (GO): translation; negative regulation of translation
Cellular component (GO): mitochondrial large ribosomal subunit; ribosome
Molecular function (GO): structural constituent of ribosome; mRNA binding
Source: RefSeq, a predicted model, not a curated record